AUGCGAUUAUCGUGGGUCUUGUCGAUUCUAGCUCUUGGUGCUAAUGCCCAAAAAGCAUCAGAAUGUCCCCUUCAAGGGCCAGCAUUCCCGGCACCCACUGCCCUGUCAAAAUCCAGGGUCUUCCUCAAGGCGGCAGAAAGUCUAACCUUGCACCUCAAGGAGGCGAUUCAUAAUGGAAGCCUCCCAUCCACCUCAUUCUCGGUGCAAGUUUUCAGCGGCCAAGAGAGUCAUUCAGCGUUUACUUUUUCGCAUACGGAUGAUGGAGUUGCAAACGGCUCAGUAGGUGUUCAAGAAGUGACUGAAGACUCUAUUUUUCGCAUUGGCAGCAUAUCAAAAUUGUGGACUAUGUUCCUUUACAUGACCUUGGAUGGAACAAAAUACUUCCACCAUCGCGUGUCCAAAUACGUUCCUGAACUGCAAACCAAUCACAAAGAACAGCAAAAUGCAAUUGACCAUGUACAAUGGCAUGACGUGACCAUCAGUGAGCUGGCCAGCCACCAGGCUGGUAUUUUAAGAGACUAUGCAUUCGGAGACCUCGGGUUCCAGUCGACUACCCUCCAAGCGCUGGGAUUACCCGCCCUCCCUAAAUCCGACCAACUUACCUGUGGAAGUACCGUUGCGUGUGAUAGAAAGGAAUUCUUUGAAGGCGUGCUCAAAGCGCAUCCACUCACUUCAAACUCUCACACACCUAUCUACUCUAACGCAGGCUACCAAAUUCUUGGAUAUGCAUUGGAGGCCAUUGCCAAGGCUGACUUCGAAGACAUCUUGAUUGAUCGUCUGAUCAAGCCACUCAACCUGACUCGGUCUGGGCUUCAACCAAAGCCUGAAUUUGGGGUUAUUCCUUCCAACGAGACUUACAGUUGGUUCAAUCAUACGGUUGGUGACGAAAACCCGGCUGGGGGGGUGUUCUCGUCUUCAAAAGACAUGGCAACCGUUGGUCGGGCUAUACUUUCAAGUGCGCUGGUUAAGCCUGCCAUCACAAGAAGAUGGCUAAAGCCUGCCACACAUACCUCCUCCUUACAACACUCCGUUGGAGCACCAUGGGAGAUUUAUUCUUUCUCGACAGAUGAUCGUCGAGUUGACAUAUAUAGCAAAGCUGGGGAUAUUGGAGUCUACUCAAGCUUUAUGGGUCUUUCUCCGGACUAUAAUGCCGGGUUUACCAUUCUACUUGCUGGUAAUAGCAACCCGCACCAGCUGACGGCGAAUGUUGCCGAAAUGAUUGCAGACAUUGUGCUCCCAGCGCUCGAAGAAACUGCCAAAAGUCAAGCGGCGCAAAGAUUUGCGGGGACCUAUUUUGUGGCGCACGAUGGUUCCAACUCUUCGAUUACCAUCACGGCUGAUGAUGGCCCGGGGCUGAAGAUCACUGAGUGGACUAGCAACUCGGUAGAUAUGCUUGAAAGCCUGAUGUCAUUGCAAGGGUUGACCGACCGUUCGAAGCUAAACAUCCGUCUACAACCGAAUGGUCUACAGACAGCCGGACGAAUCGCGUUCUCGGCUGUCAACCUUGUUGCUAACCCGGCAAUAAAUGGUGGACCCAUUGUCGGCUCAUGUUUGUCCUGGAUCCUCCUUGAUUCAUUUGUAUACGGCAACAUUGGCCUCACAGAGUUCGAGUUUGAGCUGGAUAACAACGGAUAUGCCGCAGCCAUAUCCCCCCGCGCACUACGCAUUACUAUGACUCGGGCCUAG
This is a messenger RNA of Penicillium antarcticum, 1686 nucleotides long. Its product is annotated as serine hydrolase domain-containing protein. Bases 1 to 1686 code for a protein of 561 amino acids. The record is from RefSeq and is a predicted model, not a curated record. The transcript has 5 exons. NCBI's taxonomy places the organism in Eukaryota, Fungi, Ascomycota, Eurotiomycetes, Eurotiales, Aspergillaceae.